Thlaspi arvense is the source of this 2064-nucleotide messenger RNA. The record is from the annotation of a GenBank genome assembly. Lineage: Eukaryota; Viridiplantae; Streptophyta; Magnoliopsida; Brassicales; Brassicaceae.
AUGCUGGGGAAUCAAUCCGCAGAGUUUAGCGAGAACGGGGGAAAUUCGACUAGCAGAGAACUAUGCGCAAAUGGGAUUUGCAUGAAAACAUCUGAGGUCGAAGCAAAGCUUGAUGAAGGAAACAUCCAAGAAGCUGAAUCUUCUUUGAGAGAAGGCUUAUCUCUCAAUUUCGAGGAAGCAAGAGCACUUCUUGGAAGAUUAGAAUACCAAAGAGGGAAUGUAGAAGGCGCGCUUCGUGUCUUUGAAGGCAUUGAUCUUCAAGCAGCGAUCCAGAGAUUACAGGUUCCGGUUCCGCCUGAGAAACCGGCUACUAAGAAAAACCGUCCCCGUGAUCCAAAUCCGCAGCAAUCGGUCUCUCAGCAUGCUGCUAGCUUAGUUCUUGAAGCUAUCUACUUGAAAGCCAAAUCACUUCAAAAGCUUGGGAGAAUAACCGAGGCUGCAAGAGAAUGCAAAAGUGUUCUUGAUUCCAUCGAGAAAAUAUUCCAGCAAGGGAUACCGGAUGCUCAGGUGGACACCAGGCUUCAAGAAACCGUUAGCCACGCCGUGGAGUUACUUCCGGCGCUGUGGAAAGAAUCCGGUGAAUAUCAAGAAGCGAUAUCUGCUUAUAGACGAGCGCUUUUAAGCCAGUGGAACCUCGAUAACGACUCUUGCGCGAGGAUUCAGAAAGAUUUUGCAGUCUUUCUUCUACAUUCUGGAGUCGAGGCGAGUCCUCCGAGCUUAGGCUCUCAGAUAGAAGGCUCCUACAUACCUAGGAACAACCUGGAAGAAGCCAUUCUUCUUCUGAUGAUUCUUGUAAAGAAGUUCAACCUCGGGAAAGCGAAAUGGGAUCCGUCUGUGAUCGAACACCUCACCUUUGGGUUGUCUUUGUGUAGCCAGACCUCUGUUCUCGCCAAGCAGCUCGAAGAAGUGAUGCCUGGUGUGUUUAGCCGCGUCGAGCGUUGGAACAAUCUGGCUCUCUCUUAUAGCGCAGCGGGUCAAACAAGUGCUGCGGUUAACCUUCUCAGAAAGUCUCUGCAUAAACACGAGCAGCCUGAUGACCUCGUGGCGCUUUUGUUAGCCGCUAAGCUUUGCAGCGAAGAGCCUUCUUUAGCUGCAGAAGGUUCGGGUUACGCGCAGAGAGCGAUAAACAAUGCUCAAGGGAUGGAUGAGCAUUUGAAAGGGGUUGGUUUGAGGAUGUUAGGGCUUUGUUUAGGGAAGCAAGCGAAAGUUCCGACGUCGGAUUUCGAAAGAUCUCGGCUUCAGUCAGAAGCGUUGAAAGCAUUAGAUGGAGCUAUAGCCUUUGAGCACAACAACCCUGAUUUGAUCUUUGAGUUAGGUGUUCAGUACGCUGAGCAACGGAACUUGAAGGCUGCUUCUCGUUACGCCAAGGAGUUCAUCGAUGCAACGGGAGGUUCGGUGUUAAAAGGAUGGAGGUUUCUCGCGCUUGUUUUGUCGGCUCAGCAACGGUUCUCAGAAGCUGAGGUUGUGAUGGAUGCUGCUUUAGAUGAAACAGCAAAGUGGGACCAAGGUCCUUUGUUAAGACUUAAAGCAAAGCUGAAAAUCUCUCAGUCGAAUCCAACGGAAGCCGUUGAGACUUACCGUUACCUUUUAGCGUUGGUUCAAGCGCAAAGGAAAUCUUUCGGACCUCUCAGAACUCUCUCUCAGAUGGAGGAAGACAAAGUGAAUGAGUUUGAAGUGUGGCAUGGCUUAGCUUAUCUUUACUCAAGCAUUUCGCAUUGGAACGACGUAGAAGUCUGUCGAAUGUGGGAAGGACGAAAGGAGUUUAAACCGGCUUUAGCGGCUUUCUUGGACGGUUUGUUACUAGACGGUUCAUCGGUUCCUUGCAAAGUAGCGGUUGGAGCGUUGCUGUCGGAAAGAGGGAAAGAUCAUCAGCCAACGCUUCCUGUCGCGAGAAGCUUGCUGUCUGAUGCAUUGAGGAUUGAUCCGACGAACCGAAAAGCUUGGUAUUACUUAGGAAUGGUUCACAAGCACGACGGACGUAUCGCCGAUGCUACCGAUUGCUUCCAAGCUGCUUCCAUGCUUGAAGAAUCUGAUCCUAUUGAAAGCUUCUCAACCAUUCUUUGA